UUUAACGAAUGGUGUGUGAAAUUGAGACCGACCUUGGUACUGGGGGCCAACUGAUAACCAAAGAGGAAAUUUUGUAGUGAAUUUCACAUUGAUUUUCGCGCUUUACACGAUAAAACAUUUCAACCAAUUUGUUUCACGCAUUUCAUAGCGAAGGAUAAUGAUCCUGAUCCUGAUUCUGAUUCAGUUCAUCGCUUGCGGAAGUUGAACCUGAAUUCGUAGAGUUAUUGGGUGGUUUUCUUGUUUUCGGAAUCAAUGGUGCAGAGGAGGACGAGGAGACCUCUGAUUCUGAAUUCAUCGAAAACCCACUUCAGCUCCGUGUUUAACUCCUUGCCGGUCGCCGGAGAACACAAUCUUUCCACCGAUUCUGAGCCCCCUGAGUUGCAGUUGCAGACUGGAAUUCUCCGAUUCGACGAAGAUGGAAUUCAAAACUCACCUCGGAAGUUGUUUUCCUUCGACGACUCGGCCGUGGUUGGGGUAUCGACGUCCGUUCUGAAAAGACUGUCUAUAGCUUCAGGCUCUUUGGUUCUUGUGAAGAAUCUCGAAUCUAAAGCGGAGAGGGUUGCUCAGGCAGUUGUUCUUGAUCCUUCAUGCACCAAUGAAAGUACUUCUAACGGCAAACAAUCUUCUUCUGGUCAUGUUAUGCUUGUUUUUCCUUCUUUUAGUUUCCCUCAAAAGGAUCAACUACCAGUGGAUUCUGGCACUGCCUAUCUAUCUCCCCUUCUGGCGUUCAACCUGGAUUUCCAUUUAUCAUGCUUAGGAAGCCUAGUAAACAAAGGACAAGAAACUUUAGCAUCAUACUUUCAAGCUAGAGUCAAUGAUUUGACGUCUGGAGAAGGGACCGUUCCUUCUGUUAUUGAAGUAGGAUUGAAACCUCUGGCUACAUUGCCACUGUAUGCCUCCCACCUGCGGGUUUCUUUUGUAAAAGUGCCAUCUUGUGGAAUCCUUGAAUCUCUAAAUGAGAUAUCAUUUAUUGAAGCUGAAAAUAGUCAGGAAGUAAUUGAUUCUGCACUACAAAAAUACUUCGAAGUAGAAAGGUAUCUAGCCAGAGGUGAUAUUUUCAGUGUUCAAAUAAAUCGAAAUUGCAAAUCCCCGUUUUGCAUUAGGUGCAACAAAAGCACAAGGGAAAGAAGUGAUGAUAUCAUCUAUUUUAAGGUUGUGGCAAUGGAGCCAUCAGACGAACCUGUUCUUCGUAUAAAUCGUACUCAUACUGCUCUUGUGCUUGGAGGCACUGUUCAUUCUGCCGUCCCUCCUGAUCUAUUGGUUGGUUUACCAAGAACGCUGGCACCUGUACAGGCAAACACAGUGAAGCUUUUGGCAUCCAUACUUACGCCGACUCUCUGUCCAUCUCCUCUUUCUUCAAGAUAUAGAAUUAGUGUUCUAUUAUAUGGCAUGGAAGGGUGCGGAAAGAGGACUGUGAUCAGAUAUGUUGCUCAAAGAUUGGGCCUUCAUGUAGUUGAGUUUAGCUGCCAUGAUAUUAUGGCUUCAAGUGAAAAAAGAGCACCUGCAGCUUUAGCCCAAGCUUUUAACAUGGCUCACAGAUACUCGCCAACGGUACUUCUUCUUCGCCACUUUGAUGUUUUUCGGAAUUUGGGUUCCAAUGAUGGCUCACCUAAUGAACAACUUGGCAUUCCUACUGAAGUUGCUUCAGUAAUAAAGGAAUUCACUGAGCCAGUUUCUGAUGAGGAAGAUGCACAUUAUUCAGGAGAAGGAAACAAUAAUCUUGAGAAAAGCAAGGCUUUUAGGCAUCCACUGCUUUUAGUUGCAGCUGCUGAAAGUUGUGAAGGUCUACCAACUUCUAUUAGGCGUUGCUUCAGUCAUGAAUUAAAAAUGGGUCCAUUGGCUGAAGAACAGAGGGUCGAAAUUCUUUCCCAGUGCCUGCGUGGCACUCCUGAACUUCUUCCCGAUACUGACGUGGAGGAUUUCAUAAAGGAUGUUGCUACACAGACAUCUGGCUUUAUGCCAAGGGAUCUACAUGCUUUGGUAGCUGAUGCAGGUGCAAACUUGUUGGCCAGGGUCAAUUCUCAGACUAAUAAAGAUGAGAAUGAGACAUUAGAGAGUCGACUUAGAUCACAAGUACUUACUGAUAGAUCCAGUGAAGAAAAGCCUCUUAUAAUGAAAAAAGAAGAUUUCAGCUCCUCAAUGGAUCGGUCCAAAAAAAGAAAUGCAUCAGCGCUGGGUGCUCCAAAGGUUCCAAAUGUGAAAUGGGAAGAUGUUGGGGGACUUGAAGACGUGAAAAAAUCAAUUAUGGAUACAGUUCAGUUACCUUUGUUGCACAAGGAUCUGUUCUCUUCAGGUUUGCGCAAACGGUCUGGUGUCCUUUUAUAUGGCCCUCCUGGAACUGGAAAGACUCUUCUAGCCAAAGCUGUUGCUACCGAGUGCUCUUUAAACUUCCUGAGUGUCAAGGGACCUGAACUAAUCAACAUGUAUAUUGGAGAGUCAGAGAAAAACGUUAGAGACAUUUUCCAGAAGGCUAGGUCUGCACGCCCUUGUGUUAUCUUUUUUGAUGAGUUGGAUUCUCUUGCUCCUGCUCGAGGGGUGUCCGGAGAUUCUGGUGGUGUUAUGGACAGAGUAGUUUCCCAGAUGCUUGCAGAGAUUGAUGGCCUUAACGAUUCUAGCCAGGAUCUCUUUAUCAUUGGAGCAAGUAAUAGACCAGAUCUGAUUGACCCUGCACUUCUGCGUCCUGGUCGGUUUGAUAAGUUGCUAUAUGUUGGAGUGAACUCUGAAGCAUCUUACAGGGAACGAGUUGUUAAAGCUCUCACUCGGAAAUUUAAGUUGCACGAGAACAUUUCUCUUCUCUCUAUUGCCAAAAAAUGCCCUCCAAACUUCACUGGUGCAGACAUGUAUGCCUUGUGUGCUGAUGCUUGGUUCCAUGCUGCCAAGCGUAAGGUUAUAAGUUCAGAUUCAAGUUCUUCUAUUGAUGGCCAAGACGAUACUGUUAUUGUUGAACAUGAUGAUUUUGUCGAGGUUUUAAAAGAACUCUCUCCCUCGUUGUCAAUGGCUGAGCUCAAAAAAUAUGAGCAGCUGCGAGAUCAAUUCGAAGGAGCUGCAAAAUAAUGUACGAGUUUAGUUAUUGCUUCAAAAUUAAUAAUAAGCCAAUUAUUGAAAAUGAAUAAUUUUCUUGUAUGUUCAGUUCAAUAUCUUUUUCAUUGGUCAAUCAUGAGUUGGAUUCUUGCUGUAAUAAUAAAGGGUUGGUGGUGUUUUUUUUUUUCUUCUUAAUACAAAUAUUGUAUUUUGUAAAAGAAUUAGUUGGGAAAUGAGGUGCUUUAAUUUCUUAUUCAAGUUUUGAAGGAUUAUCUAAAAAAGUACAAAUUAAAUUUUUAGCUUGAGGAUUAUCCCUCCUUUGCAUUGAA
Molecule: messenger RNA, 3350 nt
Organism: Cucumis sativus (cucumber)
Lineage: Eukaryota; Viridiplantae; Streptophyta; Magnoliopsida; Cucurbitales; Cucurbitaceae
Product: peroxisome biogenesis protein 6
Exons: 16
Coding region: 253-3054 (933 amino acids)
Biological process (GO): protein import into peroxisome matrix
Cellular component (GO): peroxisomal membrane; cytosol
Molecular function (GO): ATP binding; ATP hydrolysis activity
Source: RefSeq, a predicted model, not a curated record